Talaromyces marneffei is the source of this 963-nucleotide messenger RNA. RefSeq lists its product as uncharacterized. Bases 1 to 963 code for a protein of 320 amino acids. The record is from RefSeq and is a predicted model, not a curated record. Gene Ontology annotation, biological process: ribonucleoside monophosphate biosynthetic process; 5-phosphoribose 1-diphosphate biosynthetic process; purine nucleotide biosynthetic process. Lineage: Eukaryota; Fungi; Ascomycota; Eurotiomycetes; Eurotiales; Trichocomaceae. The transcript has 4 exons. Gene Ontology annotation, molecular function: ribose phosphate diphosphokinase activity; magnesium ion binding. Gene Ontology annotation, cellular component: cytoplasm; ribose phosphate diphosphokinase complex.
AUGGCGACGAACAGUAUCAAACUUUUGACUGGAAACAGUCAUCCAGAGCUUGCGAAGCUCGUGGCUGAUCGAUUAGGAAUUGAAUUGACCAAAAUCCUGGUCCUCCAAUAUUCAAACCAAGAAACCAGUGUGACAAUCGGUGAAAGUGUUCGCGACGAAGAUGUAUUCAUUCUCCAAUCAACCAAACCCAACGAUAUAAAUGACGGCCUCAUGGAGCUCCUGAUCAUGAUCAACGCUUGUAAAACAGCUUCAGCCCGACGAAUCACCGCCGUUAUCCCCAACUUCUUUUAUGCGCGCCAGGACAAGAAGGAUAAGAGUCGAGCACCUAUCACUGCUCGCUUGAUGGCUACUAUGCUGCAAACCGCCGGCGCAAAUCAUAUCAUUACCAUGGACCUUCAUGCCAGCCAGAUUCAAGGAUUUUUCACGGUGCCGGUUGACAACCUCUAUGCUGAGCCGAGUAUGUUGAAAUGGAUACGGGAGCAUUUGGAUGUUUCGAAUUGUGUUAUUGUUAGUCCUGAUGCUGGUGGUGCUAAACGAGCAACUGCUAUCGCGGACCGCCUCGACCUCCAAUUCGCACUUAUCCACAAAGAGCGCGCCCGCCCCAACGAAGUCUCCCGCAUGGUCCUCGUCGGCAACGUCAAGGACAAAGUCGCCAUCAUCGUCGACGACAUGGCAGAUACAUGCGGCACCCUUGUCAAAGCAGCCGACACCAUAAUGGAGCACGGUGCAAAGGAAGUUAAUGCCAUUGUGACCCAUGCCAUUCUUUCCGGAAAUGCUAUCAGCAAUUUGAAUAAUAGCUGCCUGCGUCGUCUGGUUGUUACGAAUACCGUGCCGCAUGCCGAGAAGAAGGAGGCCUGCGACAAGAUUGAGACGAUAGAUAUCAGUGCUACGUUGGCGGAGGCUUGUAGGAGGACGCACAAUGGCGAGUCUGUCAGUUUCUUGUUUUCGCAUGCUGUUGAGUAA